AUGGAUGGUGAGUUGCAUAGCAAUAGGUCAAACCAUUACCGGUCAAAGAGGUCAAACGAAACAUCCAGGACCUGCAGGCAGGAUGUUGAACUAACCAGAGUCAACCGUGGCAAACUCUGGCCAAUUCGCUCCUCCUCGAGAAGAGGUCCGGAAAGAAGAGUAAGUACUAGAAGGGAAGGAGGAACAUGUGCACGCGGUGGAGGAAGCUCAGACGGAAAUCAGGAGCAAAUUGUUUUCAUACUGGUCGCUGGCAGGCAAGCAGGCAGGCAGGCAGGCAGGCAACAGAAGAGUGGAGCAGAUUCUCCAAGGCUGCUGGCAACGAAGAUAUCAGACGUAGGGGGCAGUAGCAGCAACGGAGGAAGAAGGCGCAGAAGAGUCUUCAACCUGCUGUUGCUCGCUGGCAGCAGCAGCACAUGUGGGAGAAAAUGA
Marchantia polymorpha subsp. ruderalis is the source of this 429-nucleotide messenger RNA. The record is from the annotation of a GenBank genome assembly. Lineage: Eukaryota; Viridiplantae; Streptophyta; Marchantiopsida; Marchantiales; Marchantiaceae.